This is a messenger RNA of Bursaphelenchus xylophilus (pine wood nematode), 2334 nucleotides long. Lineage: Eukaryota; Metazoa; Nematoda; Chromadorea; Rhabditida; Aphelenchoididae. The record is from the annotation of a GenBank genome assembly.
AUGACUGCUGACACUUUUCUUUUCACUUCUGAAAGUGUCUCCGAAGGGCAUCCCGACAAAAUGUGUGAUCAGGUGGGUUGCGUUGUUAAUAUUACCGUCAUUAAUGUCGUUUUGCAACUAUUUCCCCAAAUCUGCUUGCAAAGUUUCCAAAACGAAACAUUAAAAUGUCUAGACAAAAAAAAGACGAGCGUUUUUGUAAACCCGACAAAACUGUUGGUUUUUAAAAAGUUCUAAGACGUUCCCCGAUCAAAAAACUUUAUUGCGUCAUGUUGAUGACAUCGUCCUUUUCUCAAUAAUUAAUGUCCUUUAGCGGGCUGUCUCAUCGAAACGUGAGAUAAGCGCAAUCAGUUUCUUUUGGGGGUCAGAGAAAAUUUUUGAAAAAUACUCAAACAUGUGGUGUAAUGGAUACAUUCCAGAUGAUGUAUUGAAAUCCAUUUGACUUUAAUGAAACUUGCCACAAAUUCCGCAAAUUGCGUUAUAAUUCUGAAGAUUUCUCCGACAUUUUUAGCUUACAAAAAAUAUUUCUUGGUAUUUUAUUGCCUCGUUGUCGUAAUUUUCUUAUUGAAUUUGCCCACUGACCCCAAACAAUUCCAGAUCUCCGAUGCCGUCCUCGACGCCCACCUCUCCGUCGAUCCUGAAGCCAAAGUUGCUUGUGAAACGGUGACCAAAACGGGAAUGGUCAUGCUCUGCGGAGAGAUCACAUCCACGGCUCAGAUCGACUAUCAGCAAUUGGUUCGAAACGUCAUAAAAAAGAUUGGCUACGACGAUUCUGGCAAGGGCUUCGACCACAAGACUUGCAAUGUUCUGGUCGCGCUUGAACAACAAUCCCCCGAGAUUGCGGCUGGAGUUCAUGUGGACAAAGACGAAGAAAAUGUCGGAGCUGGAGAUCAGGGAAUCAUGUUUGGAUAUGCGACAGACGAGACGGAAGAGGCCAUGCCAUUGACGCUGGUCUUGUCACACAAACUGAACGCAAGGUUACAUGAAUUGAGGAGGAACGGGACCUUGGCUUGGGCUCGACCCGACUCCAAAACUCAGGUAGGUGAAGAUAAUAGCUCGAAGACAUAUCCAAAAUCUUUGCCACCACUUUGGAGAUUUUACAAGGUUACUAAAAGAGCAACCUUUUAAAAAAUACAUCCUUCUCUCUAACCGAUCCUAAUCAUCCUCCACUCUCUCACGAAUUCCGACAACUCCCAUCUUAUGUAAUCUUAAUGACUUAUAACUCUUUCUCCAAAAUUUGAUCUUUUCACUUUUCAAUUUCCAUGAAAAAGAUUAUUUGUAAACCUACAAAAAUUGAAAAUAAUAGUCGAUGAUUCCUACUCUUUAGACCACCUUUUUAGAAUUCUCCGUGAUCAUACACAGGGUCAAUUUUCAUGGAAACAGCUGAUUAGAUCAAAAGUCAUAAAGCGAUUUGAAAAAAAACAUCUUUUGUGAGGAGAGUGACCCUUUUCCUCCGUGCCAUCAAGGUUGAUUUUAAUCAAAUUACCCUUAUCACUUUGUAGGUGACCAUUGAAUACGUUUACGACAAGGGUGCUUGCAUUCCCCGCCGCGUCCACACCAUUGUAAUCUCCACUCAGCACUCUCCAGAUGUCACUUUGGAAAAGAUUCGCUCCGAUCUGACGGAGCACGUCAUCCGAACAGUAAUCCCCGCCGAUCUCUACAAGGACACCAAACUCCAUCUGAAUCCCUGCGGCAGUUUUGUGGUCGGCGGUCCGAUGGGAGAUGCGGGUCUGACCGGUCGAAAAAUCAUCGUCGACACGUACGGAGGCUGGGGAGCACAUGGCGGAGGCGCCUUCUCCGGAAAAGACCCCACAAAAGUGGAUCGGAGUGGAGCAUAUGCGGCCAGAUGGGUGGCCAAAUCUCUGGUGAAGGCGGGUCUGUGCCGAAGAUGUCUGGUCCAAGUGAGUUACGCCAUUGGAGUGGCGGAUCCUUUGAGCAUUAUGGUCUCACACUUCGGAACUUCCCCAUUGAGUGAAGGGGAACUGUUGAAGGUGGUGAAUGACAACUUCGAUCUGAGGCCUGGUAUGCUCAUUAAGUAAGUUUCACCUUUUUUCUCUUCUCUUGUAAUGAUGAUAACAACAUUUGGAACAAAAAUACAUUGAUUCUUGCAAUCUGUCGUACAAAAAUCCGAUUUACCAUGGAAAAAUUUUAAUCCUUAACCAAGUAUUUCACCAACUAAUCCUCUCUCUUUCCAGACACCUCGGAUUGAAGCGGCCGAUCUACCAGCAAACAGCCGAAAACGGGCAUUUCGGCCACUCCCAGUUCCCCUGGGAGCAGCCAAAGGAGCUUUUCGUCGAGAAAUCGAUCCAAGAGAGGCUACAACAACUCAGCCUCUAG